AUGGCGGACAAUUUGAAACUUAGCCGACUGUGUGCGAGUGAGUGUCUUAGGUUCAUGAUAGGACAUGCAGUGAACGGUGGCGUCUUUGAGCAGGGGCUUGACCAAACCAACACCACCACCACCAUCAUCAUCAUCGUGGGAAAGGGAGUGAGAGUGGGUCCAGGGCACGUGCCACGAUCACUUGCUUUGAAUGCGGGGACUCCGCAUAUUCAUUCUCAAAUUGACAACAGCCUCGUCGGUGACUCUCUUUUCAUUCUCUCAUUCUCCUUCUGCGCAUUGACUUCAGCUGUAAAAAUUUCAGCCGACCGUCACAAGCGAUCCAUGUCUGACCGCCAAGAUGGCGCCGCCGCGGUGAUCUUGGCGGACCCUUGGCGGGGUCUUGGCGCUGGCGCUUGGGGAAAUUUUCGGGUGAGAUUGGCGGCAAGCUGGGGAUCGGGAAUUUGCGGGGAUUCGUUGCUUAUUAGGUGGUGA
Molecule: messenger RNA, 471 nt
Organism: Aspergillus niger
Lineage: Eukaryota; Fungi; Ascomycota; Eurotiomycetes; Eurotiales; Aspergillaceae
Exons: 5
Coding region: 1-471 (156 amino acids)
Source: RefSeq, a predicted model, not a curated record